AUGACGUCCAUAGGCACGGGCUACGAUCUCCUCAACUCCAUCUUCUCUCCCGACGGCCGCAACUUCCAGGUCGAGUACGCAGUCAAGGCGGUGGAGAAUGGCGGCACGUCGAUCGGCAUCCGGUGCAAGGACGGCGUCGUCCUGGCCGUCGAGAAGGUCGUCGGGUCCAAGCUGCUGAAGCCCGGAGCGAACAAGCGUAUUGCCACCAUUGACAGCCACGUCGGAGCCGUAUACUCCGGCAUGGUGCCCGAUGGCCGCCACUUCGUUGACCGGGCCCGCGACGAGUCCCAGAGCUGGCGCCAGAACUUCAAGACCCCGAUCCCCACAGCCGACCUGGCCUCCCGCAUGGGCGGCUACCUGCAAGCCUACACCAUGUACGGCUCCGUCCGGCCGUUCGGCAUCACCGCCAUCAUCGGCGGCGUCGACACCUCUGAGGACACGCCCGUCGACGGCGAGGUCGGCUCCGGCCCCAAGUGCGGCGCCGGCGGCAAGGUCCCCGGCAAGCACGGCGGGCCCUUCCUCUACAUGAUCGAGCCCAGCGGCCUGUACUGGGGCUACUACGGCGCGGCGACGGGCAAGGGCCGUCAGGCCGCCAAGGCGGAGCUGGAGAAGCUGGACCUGCCCGCCGGCAACAUCACGAUACACGAGGCUGUCAAGGAGGCGGCGCGUAUCAUCUACGUGGCCUCCAAGGACAACAAGGACAAAGAUUUUGAGCUGGAGAUGACGUGGAUCAGCGGCGCCGACGGUCCGACCAAGGGCCGCCACCAGGAGGUGCCCAAGGAGCUGCGGGAGGAGGCUGAGAGAUUAGCAAAGGCUGAGGACGACUCGGACGAUGACGACGAGAACGACAAGAAGGACGACGACAAGAUGGAGGAAUAA
Purpureocillium lilacinum is the source of this 879-nucleotide messenger RNA. RefSeq lists its product as uncharacterized. NCBI's taxonomy places the organism in Eukaryota, Fungi, Ascomycota, Sordariomycetes, Hypocreales, Ophiocordycipitaceae. Gene Ontology annotation, biological process: proteasomal protein catabolic process; ubiquitin-dependent protein catabolic process. The record is from RefSeq and is a predicted model, not a curated record. Gene Ontology annotation, cellular component: proteasome core complex, alpha-subunit complex; nucleus; proteasome core complex.